Molecule: messenger RNA, 600 nt
Organism: Iphiclides podalirius (scarce swallowtail)
Lineage: Eukaryota; Metazoa; Arthropoda; Insecta; Lepidoptera; Papilionidae
Source: the annotation of a GenBank genome assembly
AUGAGCAUGCACCAGGAUGAGUUUGGAGGUCACUGUCUGCUAUUUUCAAAGGGAGCAUGGCAGGAAGAAGAUGGCCAACUACUUGUCUCAUGGGCAUCUCGAGCAUACUGCAAUUAUGUGAUUGCCAUAGGUGUACUAAUGUUUAUCGUCUGCCUUGUGCAGAUAUAUAGGCUUUCUAUAUUUAUGUACAAGGGGCAGGAUAGCUCUUUCUUGUCAGCUUUUAUUGAAGCAGUGGGUUGCAUGACUCUCUGUGGAUUGGCUGUAUCCGCUGCCUGUAUGGUGACCCUUGGUUUUAUGACAUGGUGCCAGAUUAUUGUAGAAAGGUUUCCUAGCUGUGAAGAUGCUGCUGGCCAAGAUAUAGACAAACAUGACAAAAUAUCCACUAACGGUUUUUAUAUUGAGAUGGGCACUGCUCAAUUUGGAGCGUGGGCCGCUUUCGCGACGUGGGUGGGUCUUGCGGUGUUUUCCACUUUGAAAGUGUGCCGAUACCACCAGCUACAAAACAUCCAGGUCUCCAUGUACAGAGAGCGUCAGCGUCUAGUAAACGAAAGUGGCUCGCCGACAGCAUUGGAUGGGAGGUCCACACCACCCUUGGCCCGU